Molecule: messenger RNA, 351 nt
Organism: Acanthoscelides obtectus
Lineage: Eukaryota; Metazoa; Arthropoda; Insecta; Coleoptera; Chrysomelidae
Source: the annotation of a GenBank genome assembly
AUGGGGACCGUGGAGGAACCACUCUCCUCACUCUUUACUUUACCUAACGAUAUUCACAUCAUUUCAUUUCCACCCAGUUUACAUCCAAGAACCAAGUCACUUGCUGCUGGCGCUGGCAGUACUGUCUACAUUAGAUCCCAUAUACAUAGAAAAAUACCGUAUCGCAUUCAAACGUUACUUAAUUAUUUUACAUCACUACACGGGAAUCACAGACAUUGUUUUUUUCUUGCACAGACAAUUGAAGUUUAUCUCGUAUACGAUGAUUUAGACUGCCUGCCUAAUUAUUUGAUUUUGAUUACAGAACCAUGCCUAAACCGCAAUAUACUCAAAAGUUUCGAGACGCAUGGUUAA